Haliotis rufescens (red abalone) is the source of this 1644-nucleotide messenger RNA. RefSeq lists its product as uncharacterized. NCBI's taxonomy places the organism in Eukaryota, Metazoa, Mollusca, Gastropoda, Lepetellida, Haliotidae. Bases 138 to 785 code for a protein of 215 amino acids. The transcript has 2 exons. The record is from RefSeq and is a predicted model, not a curated record.
CGUAUAUUAUAAAAAGAUCAUGUCAUGUCGUAACAUGCUAUAAUGAUGUAAUCUGCACACCAGUGCACUCCAGACAAAUUUUCCGAAGCAGAAGCUUUGUAGCCCAAACCUGUAGAGACUUCCUAUCUCCAACAACCAUGGGUCAAGUUCAUAGUGUAGCUGAGACUCAAGCUGAAGCUCAAUGUUCAACGAAGACCAUUAAAGCAUAUAGAGAGUUGUUAAUGGGUCUAAGAAUUCGCAGCAUGAUAGGGUCUUAUAUGAUGUACGACCAGUCAGACAAAUACAGUACCUUGGCGUCCUGGAUGCUCAUAGCAGCUAGUGGAAUAAUGGGCGUGGCUGCAGGAACUUUAUCCAUGUACAUCCCUGUAGGUAAGGGAAGGAUCCCUUUGAUAUCUAAGAUAGCCAUAGGGAUGAUCACUGGCUCAAGCGGCACCUUCAAAGCUGGCAGCAUGCUUCUUCAUGAAAAGUUUGAGGAGAAGCAGGAGCUCUUCAACAAGACAGGCGCCGGAUGGCAGGAACUAGAGUUGAAGAUCCGUCACUUCCUUGAUACUACUGAGGACACAGAAAACAUAGAUAAGUACGAACAAUUCACAAAGGAGUGUAUAAAACAACGGGGAGAUAUAUGCCGUCUGUCAAAACCAGAGAGGGGCAUCUACAAAAAGUUCAAUGCAGGUUCGCCUAGUGUCGUAAUGGAGCGAUAUAAGAAAAAGAGAGAUGUCGUCGCAGGUAUUCGUGUUGAACUUGAAAAGUCGGAAUCCUCCUCCGAAGAACCUGGAGAUGACUGACUUAUCUAUUUAACCUGCCACAUUUUUGCAACAAAUGCUUUCCCCGCUGUUUUUUACUACUUUAUGCUUUGAAGGCAACUGAUGUACCUACACGUCAGUAAGACAAGAGUAAAUCUCAAUCUUUUUGUUUCUUUUUUAUUCGCAUAUUAUCUGUGACGGCAUGUUGUGUGUCCUUGUAAUGUAAUGUAAUAUGUUCCAGACAUAAGAAUGAUAGAUAUUAAGGGUAAUACCUAGCCACUCUAUCCAAAUUUCUCGCCUCUUACGGCGAGCAGCAGUGUGAUGUGGUCUAAUGCUAACCCGGAAUAUUAUGAAUUUGAGUCAAAGGCUAAUAACAAACUAAAAUAGAACUGUGAGUACCAUUCUCCACAAGAUUGUAUGCCAGGGGGGUGGGGGUGGGCGGCUUCAACUUUCCAAUAUUUAACAUUCCCUUUAUGUCGAGCAAUAUUCAAUCAGUUACAGCCUUUGGUGUCUACAUUUCACACCUUUUUGAGGCCUCAUAGAACAUGCUCUUUCUACGAAGCUUUCAAAAAGCGUCAAACGACGGAAGAUAUUUCAAAACUUGACACAUCAGUGACCACAAGGAUGUCCGAUGCAAUUCACUAUAUUGACUUGUACCAUGUGUUCAAUGUAUUGUUUGUUUAUCAGAUAAACAAUUGACUUGCAUUUGCAUGUAUUUGUGACGAGUGCAAUCGGUGGGGCAGAAUAUGUUCACCUAGUAUCAGCACUAUUUGAUAGUGAUUAAUAAACUAUAAAAGUCAAAGCCAGGGAAUAAUCAGUCACGAUUAUCCGCAUAUUUCUUUGAGCACAAAAGGCAAAAUAGGGGCGAUUAAAUUAUGUGAAUAGAUCACUGAAAAUCAAU